Messenger RNA from Cadophora gregata, 1425 nucleotides. RefSeq lists its product as uncharacterized. Gene Ontology annotation, biological process: mRNA splicing, via spliceosome. The transcript has 2 exons. The record is from RefSeq and is a predicted model, not a curated record. Gene Ontology annotation, cellular component: spliceosomal complex. Lineage: Eukaryota; Fungi; Ascomycota; Leotiomycetes; Helotiales; Ploettnerulaceae. The coding region runs from base 60 to 1010 and encodes 316 amino acids.
UCUGCAAUCUCACGCAACCACUCCUUAAUAGGUUAACAAACAACAUCAGACCACCUAAUAUGUCAGAACCACCAAUUCCAACUCCUGAUCCAGACCCAGCGAAUGCUCCUCUCUUUCGUCCUUCCAAAAAGCGCAAGAUCUACCGCCAGCGCGCUCCAGCAGACGACGAAUCAGCUCCUCCAACAACCCUCUCUCCACCACCCCAAGCAGCAAUCAGAGAUGCGGCAGCUAUACCCGCAGCCCAAAGCCUCGACGAGCUGAUCUCAACUGCCAGUGUUCCCUCUCCUCAAAAUGACGAAGCAACAACUGAGAGCGACGCCGUAUCCAUGGCCGAGAUCCUACGCCUACGGAAAAAGCACAAGGCUCGCUCAGGCGUGGAGUUCAAAGCUAGCGGGCACGUAGCUAGGGACGAGGAAGGGGAGUUGAUCCUACGGCCUGAAGAUGAGAAGGGAGGAGAUACGGUAGGACUCAGUAGUGGUGUGCCGAGGAAGUUUGCGCCGCAGACGGGUACCGUAGGGGAUGUGAAUAGGCAUAUGAUGGCUUAUAUAGAUUCGGAAUUAGCUAAACGUCGUGCCGCUGACGGCCCGCAAGCUGUAGCAACGGAUAAGGAUUCGGGAGCAGCUAUAUCUACAUCUACGCCCACAACUGCUGUCUCUGUAUCUGUCACUACAUUACCCAACCAUGCAAGAAAUAAGGACCCAACACAGCGCCAACCCGCAACGAUCGGCAAACUCCAAGAGAUAGAUCUCGGCGACGAAGCGCGCAACCGUAAUAUCGAGCGCACGAACAACGCGCGGAGGAGGAUGGACGGCGAGAUUGUGGAAGAGCCUGUGCAAGGGGGAAGGAAGAAGAAAGUCAGAUUGAAUAGGGAUGGGACGGUGUGGGUCCCAAGGAAGAGGAGGGGCAGUGAGGAUAUCAAGCGGGACCAGCUGGUUGAAGCUGUCUUGAGAGAGAAUAGAUGUACGUUGCCUAUCCGCUCGACUCUGUCUAGCAUUUCCGCCACCCUAUAAAUGUCAUACAUCGGCCAUGUGCUAACUAUACCAUAGUGGAAAUCUACGAGGAGCCUGCCCCCGAACCAGAGAGGAUCAACGAUGAUCAAGCAGCGGACGACAGGAUCGCAGAGGAGUUCAGGAGGGACUUUUUAGAUCAGGUUUCUGCGAGACAGAGGAAGAAGGCGGCACCUGCGCAGCCGGCUGCUAGAGGGCCAGGCGGGAAGAAGGAAGAGGAGCUUAUGAAGGGGCCGAAGCUGGGUGGUAGUAGGAGUGCGAGAGCUGCUAUGAGGGAAGCGAUGUUGAAGGAGAAGAAAUGAUUACCACUAGUCCUAGAGUCUCAACCAAGCACAAGUGAUUGACAGCAUCUUACCAAGUGAAGAGCCAUUUCAAUCACGAUAGGGGGUUGGGGAAAAUAGAGAAUGUCGACUCUGAG